Molecule: messenger RNA, 1203 nt
Organism: Aphanomyces invadans
Lineage: Eukaryota; Oomycota; Saprolegniomycetes; Saprolegniales; Verrucalvaceae
Exons: 4
Coding region: 42-1139 (365 amino acids)
Biological process (GO): ribosomal large subunit biogenesis; ribosomal small subunit biogenesis
Cellular component (GO): nucleolus
Molecular function (GO): RNA binding; DNA binding
Source: RefSeq, a predicted model, not a curated record
AUCCGACACCACGACAACCAACUCGUGCAAUCCAGUCGAAGAUGGUGCUCGAGGUCGCCGCCGUCGACCGCUUCUUUUGCGGUGUGAUGGAGCUGAUCCCGCCGGCCCACUACUUUCCUACUGAGCCAGAGGACAACUUUAAGCAGAGCGUCAACAAAAAGUAUCACAAGAACGUCAAGGCGCUCGCGGCUGCCGUCGACGACGACCUCGUCGACUCGAAACACGUUGGCAAGCGGCUCAAGUUCAACCCCAAGCUCCAGCUGACCAACGAAGCGCAGCAGGUCCAUGAAAAGGAAAAGGAGGCGAAGCAAGUCGCCGCAGCAACGCAGGAACAGGACGACGACAAUGCCGAUGAUGAAACGGACCUCACCGGACUCGACGGCCUUCGCAAGCGACUCGCCAAGCGCAUUGAAACGAUGCGCGUCAAGCGACAGUCGGCCAAAGAGCACAAGAAGCCGUCCAAGAAGGAACACAGCACCAAUGACAAGGCCGCACCAACAAAGAAGCGGAAGCCGCCGACAUUGCAAGAUAAGUCGCAGCACAAGAAGGCCAAGGUAAAUGAAGCUGUCAACGCUGCAGCCGAAAGCUCGGGAACCCCUGCAUCGAACACGACCGACACGGCGAUUGCCACUAAAUCCGUGGAAGAGAGCAUUUCAUACGGCAGUUUGUUGGUCGGAAAGGAGAAGAAGGAAGAGGCGAAGACCCGCAAUGGACGAAGUCUGGCCAAUAUUCAGAACCUGCUAAAGAAGGCCGAAGCGAAGAAGGCGCGCAUGGAGGAGCUCAAAAAGACGGAGGAAGGGCGAGCAGUUGUUGCCGCCAAGGGAUGGGAGAAAGCGCUCAAGCAAGCACAGGGCGACAAAGUGCUGGACGACCCCAAGCUGCUGCGCAACAAGCUCAAGAAGAAGCUGAAGCAAAAAGACAAGAGCUCCAAGGAAUGGAAACAACGUGUGUCGACGGAAAAGAAGGCAAUGAAAGAACGAGCCAAGACCAAGGCGACGAACGCUCGCACGGGCAAGAAAGUGCUCCGAGCCAAGGCAGCCGAGGCCCGCGCACAGAAGAUUGCGGCCGGCAAGCCAAAGCAGAACCGAGCGGGGUUCGAGGGCAAGAAGGGCGAAGCGUUCUUGAAUGCCAAGAAAUAGUGAAUGUAGAACCAUUUAACGAGAAAACGUGUCGACGAAAAUGCUCGUGGGUCGCCACCCUCCA